AUGCGUGUCAAGACCCGCUUCCUAUACGGUGUUCCGUUUCUUGUCUUAUUAUCGAGCUUAUUAUGGAACGAAAAAUUCGCCUAUUAUUAUUUGUCGAAAACGUGGCAAAUCCAAAAAAUCGACGGAAACUGCCAAAAAUGGCUUUUGGUCGCCGAUCCGCAACUCAUCGGCUAUCGACGCGAGAAAUUCGGAUGGCUCGCGAGAUGGGACAGCGAUCGCUAUUUGGCGACGGGUUUCGACUACGCCAAAUGGCAAUUUGCGCCAAACGCUUUCAUAUUUCUUGGCGAUUUGUUUGACGAGGGUCUCGACGCGAAUGAUGAUGAAUGGAAUGAAACGUAUGAGCGGUUCGUCAAAAUUUUCCCAAUUGAUGCCAAUGAGACGGUAAUUUAUAUUGCUGGCGAUAAUGAUAUUGGCGGAGAAGCGGAAUUAAUCAAUAAUGCGGCCAAAUCGAAAUUUUAUCAUUAUUUUCGAAAUCAUGUCGAUAAAUUGAAGGCGGAUUUCACUAUUAAUGAAACUUAUCUUUUUGACAAUCCGAAUAGCAAACGAAUUGUUGAAGCUUACAACGAGCCAAUCGCCAGAAUCCUGUUGACCCAUGUGCCAUAUUUGAAUUCUGUAUAUAAGAGGAACCCUGUCGGCCAUCAAAUGGAUCUCAUACUUUCUUCACAUGAUCAUGAGAACGGCAUCUACGAAAUUCAAAGAUCGUCUCCUCAAGCUCUUCUGUUCUCGCGAAUCUCCGAAUCGUCUCCAUUGUAUAUAAAAACGAUUGGACCUGAUCAGCCGUUGGUUGAGAUUCGAAGUCCAACGUGCUCCUACCGAAUGGGCGUUCCGUACAUGGGCUACGGCGCUUUGACAAUAUGCCGGAAUCGUGGCGAGACCCAAGUGCAAUAUUCGGUUCUUUGGCUUCCCGCAAGAUUCUAUCAGCUUCUCUUAUGUCGGCCGACUCCGCCUAUUUGUUUAUGUGCCAAACAUUGGAAUAAUUCCGACAAUUCUAUGGAAUCGUCGAUUCAGCGAUACUAUCGAAUGAAUUAUACGAAUUGUCCGCCGUCGACAUUUCUAGAUAGUUCCGAUUUUCAAGCAACCGCUGCUCAUCUCCUAUCAAUUAUUGUGAUUCCGACGAAUUUGUUUGCCACGUAUUUGAUUAUUUAUAAAACGCCGCCGAAAAUGAGAUCCAUGCGGCCUGCGCUUCUACACAUCCAUAUAUGGUCGACCAUCUGCGAUCUUCUCACCGGCUUUCUCGUCGUUCCCUACGUGUUCUUCCCAUUAUGCACCGGCUACGGCGCCGGCAUUCUCACCAUAUUUCGUGUCGCACAACCGUUUCAAAUCUACACGAAUGUGACGUCGAUUGCAGGCGUUGGAAUGGGCAUUCUAUUUCUGUACGAGAAUCGUCAGAACAAUCUGGUGCAGAAGAGCGUGUGGCGGAUCGGAAGCAAACGCGCGCGUCUCGUUUUCGUCGUCUCGAACUAUGCGUUUCUGCUCACCUACACACUGCCAGCGUUUUCCAAUAUUCCCGAACAGGAAUCGGCGAAAAUCAUUCAAUUACAGAUCAUCCCUUGUCCGGCUUCCGACUUCUUCAACGACGAUGUCUUCGUGCUCCAAUUGACGUCGACGCUCAUCGGUGAGCUCAUCGGCCUCGCGAUGCUCGUCAUCGUCGCUCAAAUCGGCUUCUUCCUCUUCCACAGCUUAAUCUAUUUGACGAGCGCCGCGCGAACGGCGACAUUAUCGGAAAGAACGCGCAAAAUGCAGAAGAAAUUUUUGCGAUCCGUCACAUUUCAGGUAUCGAUUCCGUUCACCGUUUGUGCGAUUCCGGUUGGCUACACAAUUCUUACGAUAUUCGCCGAUUAUUAUAAUCAAAAACUCACAAACAUCUGCUUCAUAAUGAUUUCAUUGCACGGCUUUCUCGAAACGUGCUGCAUUCUCGUUCUAUAUCCCGACUAUUGGAAAGCGACGCUAAGAAUUUUGAGAGUCGAAUCGAUCACACCGACGAAGACGCUGAAGAACGCGUCGAUGGUCACGAAUUCAGUGAUCGCAUUUUGA
Messenger RNA from Caenorhabditis bovis, 2034 nucleotides. The record is from the annotation of a GenBank genome assembly. NCBI's taxonomy places the organism in Eukaryota, Metazoa, Nematoda, Chromadorea, Rhabditida, Rhabditidae.